CAAUUCAUGGCCACAACCAGUUGGACAAACAAAAGUAGCCUAUUUCACUUACAGGUCCCGUUGCACGGGUAGUGCGUUUCUUCAUGCGUCCUCUGUCCUAUUUUCGACCUCGUCGACGUCUAACCGACAGGUCUCACUUCUCAUUGCUCUCGAGAUGGCGCGGAACAAAGUUCGCCCACGUACGGAUGCCCUCGAUGGGCCAAAUGAAGUGCUUCUAGUGAGCGGAAGUGGUCCGUCAUCAUCUGCUGUCCCCGUGUCCAAGCUUCGACGCGUACUACAGCAAGCAGUUCACUCCUACCACAUCCACCUCUCCUGGACAACUCGACAAACAUUCCUCGUAGUCGUGAACCUCUUCGGGUUGCUCUAUCUUUUCGUGACUGUGCCAUUUCGCGUGGCUUUUUAUUACGAUCCGUACGACGAUCAUCACUCAUGGACAAAGGAACUCACAGUAUUUACCGCUAUCGACACACUUAUUGACCUUAUAGCUCUCGUGCAAUUCAGAUUUUUCUUCAGUCGUUGGAGACGAACACAACCGUCCGUAUUUUCAGCUACGUCUGAGGUGACGUCCACCCGAAGGUCGGAUACCAACACUCUCACUCGAACACCAUCAUUCAUCGAGCAUCAGCGUCAAGGCAAAGUCAAGUGGACAAUUGCAACCAUUUUAUCCGCCUCCUCCAUGCCCGAGACGGUCGUUUCUAAGAGGACACAAUUGCGUUUAGAGUUAUUACUAGAGCUCGUUGCACUGGUUCCGGUGGAGGUAAUUCCAAUCGCUCUAAGAGCGUUUAAUGUGCUGCAUCUGGUGCGAAUUACCAAGCUGUGUCGACUCUACAAGCUUCGGCGUUGUUUCGCACGAAUUGCAAAGCUUUAUUCCCAUCGGGCGUGGUCUCAGCAUUUGUCGUCUACGGGUGUAGAUACUUUAGUUAGGACGAUUGGAGUCUGUGCGGGGUUAUGCCACUGGGCGGCGUGUGGAUAUAUGCUCAUUGCACAUUUGCAAUGCGGUGUUGGCCUAGAAUUCUGCCACCAAGACACAGAGACGAGCUGGGUCGUCCGAGAUCGUCUUUUUGGGGCUUCAGUUGCAAGAAAAUAUGGGCGUACACUGUAUUGGGCGUCGCGAACGCUCGUGUUGCUCGGAUAUGACGAUGUGACGCCUGUUUCCAAUGCAGAAACACUGUAUACAGUGGUUGUUGUGCUCAUGGGGGCGCUAUGUGGAUCGUCAUUACUAGCUAAUUUCCUGUUUUUGUUUCGUUUUCGCAAUGCUCGGUACGCAGCGUACACGACCCAUAUGGACAAUGCUCGAGAAUAUAUGCGCUCUCGCAAUAUUCCACGACCAUUACGGCAUCAAGUGAUGGCGUUUUUCAGCUACUCGUGGAACGCACACCAGAGUCUCGACGGCGAAGAUGCUCUUCGUUUGAUGCCCAAGCAUUUGCAGUCCAAAGUCGUGUUCAACAUCAAGGCCAGUCGUUUAAAGCAAGUGUGUUUUCUUACAAAGGAGAGUAUCGAGUUUACCAACAUGCUGGCACUUGCACUCGUCCGACGGGUAUACUCACCUGGAGACCAGAUCAUCGAGCCAAAGAUCAAUGCGGAGACUUUUUUCGUGAUACGAGGCAAAGUGGUGGUUUCGGCGUUUAACGGCUCGAACGCCAAGGAGUUUUCAGCGGGGGAAUUCUUUGCGGACGUUUGCUUACUCGAUCCAGAACAGUACGAGCAGAAGGCUGUGGCUAAAACGUUUUGCGAACUGUAUGUAUUAGCCAAGAGCAAAUUCGACGAGGCUUUAAAAGAGUUUUAUCGUGGAAACGAGGCUGAUGUACGCUUACGGAUGACUGAUACUCUGGAAAAAUAUCUAAACCAACUUCAGAAGAUGCAAAAAAUGUUGGGUAUGCAAGGUAUUCGCGAAGGUGGAAGCAGGAAAAUGCUUAUGAGCUCUCAUAGUCUGAUCGCCGAAGACAAAACUACGGCCGAAUCCGUUCGAGGCAUCAGCUGGCAGCAUCCUGGAUCGUAUUUCAGUGUAUUGUGGGAUACAGCGCGUCUAGCAGCGAUCGUUUACGUUGCCUUUGAGGUUCCGUAUUUCGCUGUGUUUAUUACUAUGGGCGACGAGGCGGAUAUAUUCAUGGUCCAGCAGGACGUUAGUCUGCGCUACGUGUUAACGGUUUUGGUCGAGGUUCUGUUAGGAAUUGAUCUCUUUCUCCGCGCACGUUAUUUCUCGUAUUUGGACCCGAAUGUGAUGCUGAAUGUGGUGCAACCAAGCCUUAUCUUCGAAAAUUACAAAGCCAAUGGAUUUUAUAUCGACUUGGUAGCAUGGCUACCUGUGGGUCUUGUGCUAGAUUUUCUACCUGCUGGCACAAUUCACGGAUAUUCCGCGAUCUUCCGUCUGCUUCGUAUGCUACGCAUACGUUUGAUACCAAGUUUACUAGCCAAUCUCGCUGAUUUCUAUGGAUUGAGUUCCAAACUACAGACUGUUGUCUUCUUAGUUCUUGGAGUUACUCUGAUGUUGCACGUGGUUGGCUGCGCAUGGUUCCAAAUGACAUUAAUUGAACAAGAUAGCGAUUCUCUGCUUGGUGACAUAGCAACCAUGUCAGCAUUAACCCGCCCCGAGUGUCUGGAACAAGCCACGAAAUUUCAGAACUGUACUUGGGUAAUUUACGAUUGUUACUCGCAUAUUGGCGUAACUUUCCCAGUAGAGAACCCAGAAUCAAUGUACCAGGCUCCAUUCGCGUAUCUGCGUUCGUUGUACUGGGCAGUUGUGACACUGACAGCAGUGGGGUACGGCGAUAUCGUCGCGUACUCUACUGCAGAGAGUUAUUUUGCAGCAUUUUGGAUAUUUGUGGGAGGAAUUAUUAACUUUGGCGUUGUGGGAGCAAUGUCAAGUACUAUUUCGAACGCGAUGGCUCCACACCACCACUAUAUGGAGAAGAUUAAUACGCUGAAUCACGUCUUGGAGCGGAUGGAGGUUUCGGAACAUUUAAGCGGUGAAAUUCGACGCUUCUACCAUCAACAAUUCACUGGAAGAAAGCAAUGUUACGAGUCUCAAUUGUUGUCAAAUUUACCCGACCAAUUGUGCUACAAGAUCUCGUCGCUUUUGCACUCCGAAGCCGUGAAGUGUAUCCCACUUUUUAAUUCAGCGAGCACGGGAUUUCUUAAAGAAGUGACGGGAAAAUUCCGUCACAGAAGUUAUCAAAAUGGCGAAACGAUUUGUCUGGAGGGAGAUGUGUGCCGGAAAUUCUUUGUAUUCUUGCACAACAGCAAGGUCAAUUUGUUUUUUCGACUUCGCAAAGCACCAGUACGUGCACUCUGUAACGGAGACAGCUAUGGUGUGAACGAGUUUCUGUUAAGACGACCAUAUCCUGCAACGAUCCGUGCUGCGGCGCAUGUUCAGGCUUCGGUCAUGACACGAGAACAAUUCGACGUUAUCCAGCGUAAAUUUGCUAAAGACGUUGGUGACAUGAAAUCUAAGGCUGAAGCGUUGGUGAUUGUAGACCAGAAUCGACUUGAACGCAUCGUUGCGAAUCUAGAGAAGCUCAAAUUACAGCCCCACUCCAUGCAUACCCCAACGCUCUUUUAUCAGCGUGACAAUGCUCUCAUUACAAAAGGGACUCAGCAACUCGUUCGUGGGAUACAUUUGAGGGAGUCGUUAACUACAGUAUGGAAUGCGCUCGUCACUAGUUGGAACGUCUACAAUGCGUUUUUCGUUAUAUUUCGAGUGUGUUUUCACUCUCAUCUUCACUUUUCCAGUGGAACUAAUACUGCUAUUUGGGCUGCAGAUAUUUGCUGCGAUAUCUUCUUUGCACUUGAUAUUUACCUUCGACUGUAUUACUUCGGCUGUCCUGAUGUCGGGUUGGAAAACCUGAUCGAGCGGAAAGAGGUCGAUAAACAGUAUCGUCGGAGUUCGACGUUGAAGUGGGAUAUUCUGGCGUCGUUGCCACUCUACACUCCAUUUGCCAGCGGAUCAUUGACUGCCAGUCUGUGUCGAUUACCUCGCCUUAUUAGAUGUAUCGAUAUAUGGACGUACCUUGACGAUGGCAUUAUUCUCAUCCAGCAGCAUUUCGCGUCUCACAAUGUAUCAGCGUAUCUGAGUCCAGUGAAGCUCAUGAUCAUCUUGGUGCUCGUGGCUCACUAUGUGGGUUGUAUUUUCUUUUGGAUCUCAGAACAUGAAUGCGAACACGUUCAAAAGUGCUGGGUAGACAAUGAUCAUCUGCUUCAUCAGUAUCACCACUCGCUGAUUAUGCUAUACGCAAAGUCUUUUUACUGGGCUACCACGACAUUACUGCUAGUAGGGUCUCGUGAGAGUGUUCCUCGUGAUACGGCUGGUACGUUGUGGACAGGCUUCACGUGUUUGUGUUGCACAUUCAUUAUCGGUCACAUUGUGGGAGAAAUAUCAGAACUUAUCCUCGAACUUGGGAAAGAAACAAAACAUUACAAAAGUCACGUCGCGAGUUUCGAGAGUUUUGCGAAAAAACAUGAACUGCCUCAGACAUUACGGGAUCGUAUCACCUAUUUCUUUCGCGUGCACUUCGAGCACACAAAAGGGAGCGAUUUGUUCGCUACAGUGCACGAUUUGUCCGCCAACCUUCGUCUGAAACUAAUGCUUGAAAUUUACGGAAAUUCCAUUGCGAAUCUGCCAAUUUGUCGAUUCUUGACAGCGUCGCAGGUGAACAAUCUAGCAUUACGAUUAAAACCCGAGUUGUUCAUCCCAGGGGAUGAUAUUCUAGUGGAAGGAACGUAUGGGAAUCGUCUGUGUACACUACGCAAAGGCAUGGCUGCUUGCUACUGGACAAGUGCUGUAGCCGCAGUGGCUAUACUAAUGGAAGGCGCAUUCUUUGGCGAGAUCGCGUUCUUCCUCCCUAACCAGCGACGACUUGCUACUGUUAAAGCUACUAUGUUCUGUGAGGUGUUGUACGUUUCUAAACAUGACUGGCAAGAACUCUGGGCGAGUAGUGGCAAUGCGGCAGACACUCACGUUCAGAAACACGCUCUCCAUGCCAUUCUCGGCUGGGUCAGCAGUCGACUACAACGGUAUCAAAACGCCACUCUUCGAGCCGCUAAGCAAGUCAAGCAUUUCGUUUAUCCACCUUCAGAAGAGGGAAAUAUAAAAACACAACCGCAAUCAAACCAUAAAACCGGUCCGGGGAUCUUGCGAGCUGCCACACCUCCACGAAGGAUGUCACAAGCUGAAGUAUGUCGGUUAUUUGUGCACCCGGAGGUGCAGCUCCUGGAGAAGAAAGCUGAGUAUCUAUUAACGAAAAGUGACGAAUGUACGGAGAAAUUCAGUCCAGCUAUCGCUUCCAUCCAAGCGCGAAGAUCGUCGUCGAUAUUCGCAACAGUACGGCGCUCAGUUACACAGAGCAGAGAUCGAACUACGGUAUCACACGGGAGUCAAUGGAAGAGUGGGAACUCCGAUGCUUCAUUUAUGAUUAAAAAGUCUACAGGCGAUACUACAGCGGACAUCCGCCAACUCCAAUUCAUAGUGGACCUUAAUCCACUGAACAAACAUAUUUACAGUGGCUUAAGUACGCAGCGUCUUCGUUCAAUGGAGCGGGAAUGCUGGUCACGCUUUGGAGUUCUCGCGGAAGCCCAGCGUGCAGUUGAUAACCUUCUGAACCAGUUAGUAAUUUCAGAUAAUACUCAAGCUACUCGUCGUCCGGAAAUCAAGAUCCAACCUGGACGAAAGGGAAAAAGACUUCGAUUGAGCACCAGUUUUCGCCUAAAAAAGAGGAACAUGGAAGCUCCCAAGGUGAAAUCUUCACUGAAGAGCACUUUAAAGGUAGGGAAAACACCGUUAGUGUCUUCGGGUGGCAACAAAACCAGGCAAAAAAGGCGUCGGUUGUCUGUGGCAGCGGUUAAUGAACGACCUCAAGUUGGUCCGUCAAAUUCUGAACACGUUGCAACAGACGUACGAAGGUCACGCUGCUUUUCUUUACCAGUAAUUGAGGCCGACUUUUUAAGAGUUACAAAACGUAAACAAGCGCCUAGUCUGUCGAAGACGUCAGGAAUUAGCUUUGAGAUUCUGCAGCGCUGCCAACGACCGCAAUAUGCUAAACAAUUACACUGGUAUCACCUCUAUCGACAGUGGAGAGCUUCUACUAAGGCCUCAGCAAGUCGUGUUCUACCGAAUCUGUCCACCGGAAGUAAACGAGGCUCUAUUGUCUCUCCGACCGGAACCCCAAGCUUCCGCAGCUUCAAUCGUCCUCGCGGUGCUGCAGUAGGAUCGAGGUUACAACUUCCGAGCCAACGAGCACUUUUCUCUGCUACUACCGACUUGCAGUCGCAAGUUUUUAUUCGACGAGUCAAAGAACUGGGCAAAUUGUGGGACUUUGUCAUGCUUACGAUAGCAGUUUAUCAUUUGAUCGUCACUCCAUUCAAGAUCAGCUUUUCACCUGCUCUCAUCGAGUUAUCCGAUGGAACACUACGUAGUUGGUCGAUUGUAGAGAUGCUCUUGGACGUACUGUGCUUGGUUGACGUUCUGUAUCAAUUGCAGCACGCUUCGACGAUGCAACAGAAUAUUUUCUCGGCCUCAAACUCGUCCAAAAACGGCCUUCAUCACGCUCUUACUGCGAAUCCAGAGUUACGAUCGUAUAUUGUCGCGAUGCUGCCUCUUGAACUCCUACUUCUUGCUUCUAACAUCCGUGUACCUAUCCCGGAAUCGUCCAUGUUACACAGUGGUGCAUCAUGGUGGACUACUCGCUGGCUUCUGCGAAUGAAUCGCAUGCUGCUGCUGCGUCGAAUUGAGCCAUUAUCCGAGCAACUUAUUCAGUUUAUGGUGCAUGAUCUCAAGAUACCUGUCAGCGAAGAAAUGCUGUACUUCAUAAGAGGUUUAGCAUCCUAUCUUGCAACUGGUCACCUCCUCGCUUGUAUUUGGUUCAUCACCAGUGAAACUGGAUUCCAUCAAUACGGGACGUCUUGGCUUGCAACUUCCGGCAUGUUGACGUAUAUUGCAGAUGAAUCAACUGUUGUGGAGCAUGCACGUCGAAUGCUAAGCCAGACUGCAAGCACUUUUUCUUUAGACACUGUGUCUCUAAUUCGGAAGUACCUUCGGUCAUUCCUGUUCUCGAUAGAGUGUAUCUCUACUCUAUUUUACGGUGAUAUCUUAUCCAUGAAUCCGUUAGAGUUAGUAGCGGAAAUCAUCAUUACAUUCUGGAGUAUUUACAUAUACGGCGCGCUGGUUGGCGCUCAAGCGGAGCUGUUGGAUGCGCGUGCAAAGAGCGAGGCCAAGUUUGAACAACGUUUAGGAGAACUACACCAUUACGUACUGCAAAAUGACGUUCCCAAGACUCUAAGACGCCAGAUUAAAGCUUACUACGCGCGGCUGUGGGUUCGAGGUCGCGGUGAGAGUGAGUUCUCGUCAGUGAAAAAAGUUUCGCGGUUGUUAUACGAGGAUGUGGUGUCUACUACACUCCGUCAUUUCGCCGCACAAGUUAAGGCGUUCCGAGGAUUAGAGGAACAUUUCUUACGGGCGUUGCUUGUCUGUUUACAGUAUGUUGUGUGUGAGGAGGACGAGGAAAUCGUCAUGAAAGGCGAUGUCGAUAGGAGCAUGUACUUUAUCGCUCAAGGACGUGUUCUAGUCAAGACGGAUGCGUCAGGUGUUACUAAAGAGCGUGGAGAGUACUUUGGCGAGCUGACUUUGCUUUACGGUAUCUCACGAUUAGAGACAUGCGUCGCUCUUACUGUAACGGAGUUGCAUCGACUAGAUCACGAACCCUACGAGCGUCUACUGCUAGAAUUUCCAGAAUAUCGAGCACGCAAUAAACUAGCAUGGACUACAUUUGCUGAGACCGUUAGAGUAGUGCCUCAGUUCCCCCCUCGGUUGCACAGAACGCUGGCAUCGAGACCAAGUAUUGCCAGAGUGGUGCCUACUACAGCUGAGAACAUGGAGUCACGACUACAAUUCUCGUUUGUAUUGGGAUCCUCAAUGAAAAUGCUGGCCAGUCUGCAGUCACUACACCCGCUGGAAGCGAAAGAUCUGAUUCUUAAGUGUCGGGAUGGUGCACGCAAGCAUCUGUUGCGAUGCGUAACACCUGUUAGUAGUAACGGGGCACAAGCGGAACACUCGGAUACGAACGGACCAGCCAAAUUGACAAAAUAUCCAGCAUAAUCUGUCAGUUCUUCACGUUAUAGUUAAAGAAAUUCUAUUAUUUUUAAGCUUUCUCGA
Messenger RNA from Phytophthora nicotianae INRA-310, 8143 nucleotides. RefSeq lists its product as hypothetical. Gene Ontology annotation, cellular component: membrane. The coding region runs from base 155 to 8086 and encodes 2643 amino acids. The record is from RefSeq and is a predicted model, not a curated record. The transcript has a single exon. Gene Ontology annotation, biological process: transmembrane transport; monoatomic ion transport. NCBI's taxonomy places the organism in Eukaryota, Oomycota, Peronosporomycetes, Peronosporales, Peronosporaceae. Gene Ontology annotation, molecular function: protein-containing complex binding; monoatomic ion channel activity.